Molecule: messenger RNA, 1560 nt
Organism: Medioppia subpectinata
Lineage: Eukaryota; Metazoa; Arthropoda; Arachnida; Sarcoptiformes; Oppiidae
Source: the annotation of a GenBank genome assembly
AUGGCCAAAAGUGGAGAAUUCGCUGAAUUUGUUGCCGAAUAUGUCGUUAAACAGGAAUCCGAAGACAUCGAUGAGAAAGAGUUGCAAAUUCUGGCAAAACUGAAACAAACAGUGAAACCAUUGAUAGAAAAGCAAUUGUCCGUCAGAUCUAAUGACAGCGAAGGCACUGAUAAUAAGUCAACAGAUGAUGAAAAUCAAAAUACAAAACCUAAACACAGCACUGAAGAAGAAGUGUCCGAUAAAAGUAAAGGCAAACUCAUAGACAAAGAAGUGUUGGCCAAAGGAGGCAUCAAAAUGAGUGUCUAUAAGAAAUACUUCAAUUUGAUUGGCAUAAGUAGUUUAAUCGCUAUAAUACUGAGCUAUGUUGGGGCCAAUGCGGCCGCAGCCGCGUCGGGCUUAUGGCUAAGCGAGUGGUCAGACGACUCGUUGGACUCGAGUGCGGCCAACGAUACGGCUCUACGGUAUCGGCGGCUAUGGGUCUACGCGGCCAUCGGUGCCACUGAAAUGGUUGCCCUUAUUAUCGCCCAAAUAUGGCUACGGCUGCGGUGCGUACGGGCGGGUCAAGUGCUGCACAACCAGAUGAUGGCACGUGUGGUUCGGGCGCCCAUGUCUUACUUCGACACGACACCAAUGGGACGAAUACUGAACCGAUUCUCGCAAGAGAUGGACAUCAUUGACGACAGUAUAGUCUAUGUAUUGGACCGAAUUGUAGUCAACUUCUUGGUGGUGAUCGUCUCACUCGGCGUUAUAUCAAUGGAAACACCAUUAGUACUGCUGGCCAUCGGACCCAUUAUUAUAGUGUAUAUUAUGUGUCAACGAGUGUUCAUCUCGAGCUCCCGACAGAUCAAGCGUUUUGAAUCCGAGACCCGAUCGCCGAUUAUAAGUCAUUUGAGUGAAUCAUUCAACGGAACGGCAAGUAUUAGGGCGUUCGGCGCCGACCACUGGUUUGUCCGCCAGUCGUACCGACGACUUGACGCCAAUAACCGUUGCUUUCACUCGAGAUCGUGUGCCGAACAGUGGCUCUCAAUAAGACUCGAGUUCUUGGGAUCUCUGAUAGUGUUUGUGUCAACCAUUGCGGCCGUGGUAUUCAGGGAUCAGUUGUCGCCCGGUUUGGCCGCACUCGCCAUCAAUCUCUCGCUGAACAUUACUUUAUACUUAAGUCUAUUGAUAACUAGUGUUAAUGAUUGCGAUAUUUCUAUGAUAUCUAUUGAGAAAUGUCUGGAAUUAACACAAAUUCCUGAAGAAGCCGAGUGGUAUAACGAGAAGACCAAACCCGCGGACAACUGGCCGACAAUGGGUUGCAUUUCAUUCACAGACUAUUGCACUAAAUAUAGAGAGGGUUUAGAUUUAGUGCUCAAAGAUAUAGCAAUUGAUAUGAAAGGCCGACAAAGGGUUGCGAUCGUCGGCCGCACCGGCGCUGGAAAGUCGUCCCUCGCGUUGGCUCUCUUCAGACUCAUUGAGCCGACGGCCGGAACCGUUACCAUCGAUGGCGUCGACUGCNGACAAAGGGUUGCGAUCGUCGGCCGCACCGGCGCUGGAAAGUCGUCCCUCGCGACUUGA